Molecule: messenger RNA, 3173 nt
Organism: Bursaphelenchus okinawaensis
Lineage: Eukaryota; Metazoa; Nematoda; Chromadorea; Rhabditida; Aphelenchoididae
Source: the annotation of a GenBank genome assembly
AUGCGAUUAAAAUGUUUAAGGCCCUGGCUGAUCUUCUUCGCCGUCGUCGUCGCACAGGCUGACAAAACGUAACGUUGAGCUGUACAUAUGAUAAAUUAUAUAGAAAUGAUACGUUUAAGGUGUACCGUGUCUUUCCCCAACAGAUGGCACACAUAGGCCUGUUGGAUAGUAUGGAGUUGGACAACAAAGAUGUUGUUGUAAGGGCUGUAGUUUCUUUUUAUAGUCUUUUAACUUAAAUCGAAUUACUUCUUUUGUCAUCCUGACUGUUAUUUAAGCUUUCUACAGUAUUAAGCAUUCAUAAGAUGAAAAUUUUUUAAAUUGAAAGGAAUUUAAGUAGCAUUUAGCUUGACUUUUGGCAUAAAACGAAAACUCCCGGUGAAUUCUCAGAUAUUAUGAUCUCUUCUCGUUACGAGCCUUGGUUUCCCCAGUAUUUAGCAAACAACAACAUUCCGUUCAACGUGACUGUCCCUGAUGUUCAAGCGUAAGUACGGUACUUACUUCAUACUGUAAUAUUUCUUUUGAGGUUGAUAAUUCAGAAAGAAAAACGCAAAAAAGAUGACAAACCACGAAUGAGGAGGACGCUUAACCAGCCUCGUGAGUUUUUGGUGCCAUGCUUGACUAUGCUAUCUAAAUUUAUUUUACGAUCUGUACAUUAUAGUGUAUAAUCAGGAUAUCUUAAUUGUUUAUCUUACAGUAUAUGACCAAGAUUAUGAAGUUGUCGGUAAAACGAAAGCAGAGUUUCGUUUCGGAGAGUACAGUAGUUACGCGUCCAUGGUACGAUACUUGAGGACGUUGGAGUUCUAUUACCCGCAAUUGGUGCGACUGAUACGGAUUGGUACUUCUCAUGAAGGAAGACCAAUAGAGGGGGUUAAGGUAUGACAAUAUGCAAACAUUCAUAUAACUGUCACAUUUAUGUAGUGAUUGGUAUUACUAAUUUUAGAUAGGCUUUGCUGUGUCGAAUAUAACGAAACGUGCUGUUUGGAUAGAUGGCAAUAUACACGCAAGAGAGUGGGCUUCUAGUCAUACGGCAUUAUUCAUCAUCAAUCAAGUACGUUCUCAACAAAGUGAUCGGUUAACAAGUACUAUUUGCAUAAAGACUAACUACUACAAUACUUCUUUCAGCUGGUAUCAAACUAUGGAGUAGACAAACGAAUAACAGACUACCUGAACACUUUGAACUUCUACAUCGUGCCUUGUCUGAAUCCAGAUGGCUACGAGUAUUCCCGAAGCUCCGUAUUGCCUCAGGUAAGACUAAUGUCAUACUAUGACUUCUGAUUCUAGAUUCGACUGUGGAGGAAGAACAGAUCUCCAGAAAGAUGUAUGCCAACUCAAUGGGGUGGUAUUCGAUGUUGUCAGGGGGUGGAUCUCAACCGAAACUUUGACUUCCAUUGGGCAGGUACGUCACAUAUGAUUGUUGAUGACCGUAUUUUAGAAACCGGCUCAAGCGACAACCCUUGUUCCAAUCUCUACGCUGGAGAAUAUGCCUUCAGUGAGCCAGAAUCACAGUGAGUUUAACAUUAAUGCAAGUGCAAAGUCAACAUAAGCUGAAUAUUGAAACUUAAAUGAUAUUGUUUAUACGAAAUUUAUCAACAAAACGUCAAUCCUCUUAAAAUGACGGUCAAUUUCAGUGCAGUAGCCACGUUUCUACAGUCGAAUAACCUCAAAGGAAAGUUGGAUGUGUUCGUGACAUUACACACGUAUGCACAGUUCUGGAUACACCCCUACAGUCACAUCAGAAAACAGUACCCUAAGGACCUGGACAACAUUGUAAGCAGUUUUACGUCCACAGUAAUCCGUUUUAGUUAGAAGUUGCUGAAAAGGCUACAAAACGCCUCAAACAGAUCUACGGAACCGAGUACCAAGUGGGCACCGGUGCCGAUUUGUUAUGUGAGUUACUUUUAUGUAAAACUAUUGCAUAUAACUAACAUAACGUUACACUCAUACCUAAUAUAACAUGACUGUGUUUAUGUUACCAAUUCAUAGAGAUUUAUUUCAGCCCCAGCAGCUGGCGGAUCCGAUGAUUGGGCCAAAGAGAAGCUGGGUGUAAAGUACGUCUAUCUACUGGAACUACGACCUCAAAACAAUAGUAAGUCACCUAUAUGUUAGAUUACUGUGUUUAGUGAAAAACGGCUUCAUAUUGGACCGCACCGAGCUUUUACCGGUCGGUAUCGAGACAUUGGAGGGACUGAAAGUGGUUUUCGACACGGUUUUACAAUCGACCACUACCCACAAAAGCUUCAAUGUCGCCGUGAACAACACCCUGGACAUAAGGAAGAUUACUCCGGCUACUACUACUACUACUACAAGUUACCCUUUCUCGUUUAAUCCUCGAGUCACUCAGUACAACAUCUACAACACCUUCUAUGUUACUCGACGACCUUUUUAUACGACGCCGAUGACAACAACAAUUACUACAACCACGACUAGUACAACUACAUCAUCAUCGAGUACCUCCGCUUUUUCAACUUUGACGACAAAGACUACCACCAAACUUUCAACAACAUCAAUACUGGCAACGUCAAGGGCAACUACCAAGUCAUCGACGACAACUACAACAACAUCACCAGCGACGACCAAAUCAGACGUUAUGAAUACGACGAUGCGGACCAAAACAAUUGAUCUAGUGGAGAAUUUGCCGUUCGAGACACGGAAACAACUCAGCGAAGAACUUUUGAGGAAGCAACUCAGUAAGUUGGUUUCAAAUAUAUCAAUGAUAACAUGUCUAAUAGUAGUUCACAUUUUUUACAGUAAGCCUCUCUCAAAUUAUUUCAGUGAGAAUCAAAAACUUGGUAAUGAUCAAUAUCACUACCCCUCAAACCUCUACAACAACACAGAAAUCAACCAUUAAAGAUACGACUACAACAACCAUCGUAACCAUCACGGUUGCGACAACUCCACCAACAACAACCAUAGGGUCUACUUCUAAAAUAGAUAGCACAAAUUCUGUAACUUCACAAGCAACUACAGUAUCUACACCUGAACCUAAGACUACACAGAUAUCAGCGGUUACUGUAACUUCGACUACAAGACCUGACACUGCUACAACCAAAUGCGUAGACAAGAAGUACUCGUGUGCCUUCUGGAUCAACGCCGACAAGAAAGCCUGCAGAACACAGAGGAGGUUUAUGGAGACAAACUGUGCCUUCUCAUGCGGGUACUGUACUUUGGACUAG